UUGAAGCUUAAACGUUAGUUUUCUUCCGGAUUCGUGUUCUUUUAUAGAAGUUUACAUCUAAUGUGACAAAGGGAUCUUCACUGUUCUUAAAUAUAUGCUUGGAAACUGUGGAGAUGGCGUUUUCUGCCAUUUACUUUUUGGAUAACAAAGGUCAGGUUCUUAUCUCGCGCAAUUACCGAGGGGAUGUUGAAAUGUCGAUGAUUGAGAAGUUCAUGCCUUUACUUCAAAACAAAGAGGAGGAUGGAGCCUUGUAUCCUAUUUUAAAGCAAGACCAAGUCUAUUUUCUAUGGAUUAAAUACAAAAACAUCUUCAUGGUGUGUACAAUUAAGAGAAACACCAACAUUUCAUUAUCAUUUUCAUUUCUCUUCAAAGUAAAGCAGAUUUUUAUUGAGUAUUUUGGAGAUCUUGAACAGGAGAGUAUAAAAGACAAUUUUAUUCUAAUCUAUGAGCUCCUUGAUGAGAUUAUGGACUUUGGCUACCCACAGAUCACUGAAACAACAAUCCUGCAGGAAUACAUCACACAGGAAAGCUACAAAUUGAAGCAGGGGGCACCUAGACCUCCAGCUGCUGUAACCAAUGCAGUAUCCUGGAGAUCAGAAGGAAUCAAAUAUCGAAAGAAUGAACUUUUCAUGGAUAUCAUUGAGUCGAUUAAUUUCCUGGUAAAUACACGUGGCUCUGUGGUGCACAGUGAGAUUCUGGGGCAAAUUCUGAUAAAUUGCUGCCUGAGUGGGAUGCCUGAAGUCAGCUUGUGUUUUAAUGACAAUGCUCUUUUCAACCAGAAUCCAAUAAAAGCUAAUGUUGUGGACUUUGAAGAUAUAAAAUUCCAUUCGUCUGUUCGGCUAUCUCGCUUUGAAAAUGAACGUGUCAUCUCCUUCAUCCCACCAGACAAGGAGUUUGAGCUGAUGUCCUAUCGAGUUACCAACCAUGUCAGACCAUAUAUAGUGGUUGAAGCAGCUCUACAGAAAUACUCACAUAGCAGAAUGGAGAUCACAACAAGGGUGAAAGGACAAUUCAAGGAGCGCAUUACAGCUACAGAUGUUGUCAUUAUUAUCCCUGUCCCCAGUGAUGCUUCAUCCCCAAGAUUCAGCACCAUGAAAGGUUCUGUAGAAUGGGCACCUGCGGACAGUGCCAUCAUCUGGUCCAUGAAUUCAAUUAAAGGAGGGAAAGAAUUUGUAAUGAAAGCACAUCUGGGACUACCGAGUGUAGAUGCAGAGGAGCCUGAAGCUAAACCUCCAAUCAGAGUGAAGUUCAAAAUCCAGUACCUAGCGGCAUCAGGUUUACAGAUCAAAUACGUGCGAAUAAUUGAAAAGGGAAACUAUGAGGCGACUUCCUGGGUUCGAUGCCUCACAAAAAGUGGAGAUUUUCAAAUUCGCAUUUAAAGUAUUGCCAAGUCUGUAUAGAAGAUUGGGAGGAUUUGGACAUCAUUUGCAAGAAGUUCACUGUUGUCUGAAACAAAGGCCCUUGGCACAUGGUUCAUUUUUAGAUAAAGUAAAAGGAACAGUAAGGAUAAUUUUUUUUUAAAAGAAAGGCAAUUUUUAACCUGAAUAACGGUGUGUUUAUUUUAAUGUGGAGAAAAGGUAGUCGCUGCAACUAGUUCCAAAGUUGCAUCUGUCUUGUAUGCCAUCAGGUUCCGAAUACAGCCUCAGAUAGCGUUACUUUGGCAGAGUGAAAAUACUUGUUCAUUAAACAAGUAUACAAACACACAACCAAUGCUACCUAAAUGGUGUUUUUAUGAUGUUAGUUGUCCUGACACUUUGUUGCUUUACCACUUCUAAUUUGUGCUUACAAUUCUUCCACUAAUAAUUGUGGUGUUCUGGAAGCAUGUGCUUUGUCUUCUGGGAAUGUACAAAAGGCAACAGUGGGAGUAAUAGCACGGGCACUUGUUUUGAAGAGGAACUUGUUUAGAUCUCGCUGCAGCAGUGCUAGAUAGUGGUCUGUUAUCAUUUUGUGUGAAAUUAGGGAUGGGGCUUAGUAGUGAUACCAACUUCCUAUAAAUUAGAAGUGCAGCACAGGAAAAUAGUACAGUUUGCCUUGCCAUAACUACACUAUCUUCAAAAUGUACAGGUGAAGCUAUUAACAGAGAUGGUCAAUUAUGACAGCAAUGCGCUGAAACUAUAAGCAGGAAGUUGUGGGAUGACACAGCUGGUGGGGAAAUUGGAUCAUCCACAGGACUGAUGCAUGGGAGUGCAAUUCCCAGGUCAACAUCUGGUGAGUGUGGCAAUUCAAAGCAGCUAAUUAUGAUGCAGAUAUUAUCAGCAGCCCUACUACCUUGAUCAUGAAGGGGGUAAAGUUUUAGCUUUAGUAAUGGGGAAGUAGUACUGGGCCUACCUGGAACGCAAUUAAAUAUAUUCCUGUCACAGAAUGCAAGACUUUCAAUCUUCCUGUUAAAUCUUGGGAUGGGGCAGUUUGUUGUCAUCUCAUGCUUUGGCUCUUCUCUCUUGCACCCAGUAUACUUUGGCUGCUAUCACUCAAUGCUGCUAUCCAGCAGAUUUCUUGCUCUCUUCCAACAUUGGUUCGCAGUGUGUACACUUACUGCAAUGUUCAAUAGUUGCAGGUACACUGGACACGAGAACUAAAUCACAAAGACUACAUGAACCUGCUGCUAGUCCUUGAGGUCACAUUUACACCCAUCAGUCAGUUAUCAUGGAAGAAAGCUGGUUGUAACCAAAAAAGGACGUAACUUGCUAUCUUUUUCUAUCUUUGACACCAGUGAGGCACUAAUGUGUUUGAACUCCAUGGUUAACACAGAUGCAGAAGAUUAGAGGUGAAAUUUUCCACACUGCACGAUUAUGGAGGAGAGAAAUGUUGGAGAGAUCAGGGAAUUGAGGGUUGUAUGGAACUGGCACGGAAGAGGAGAUGAGGCCUGGGGUAGAUCAGCCAUGAUCAUAAUGGAUGGCAGGGCAGGC
This is a messenger RNA of Pristis pectinata (smalltooth sawfish), 2906 nucleotides long. RefSeq names its product AP-1 complex subunit mu-1-like. Lineage: Eukaryota; Metazoa; Chordata; Chondrichthyes; Rhinopristiformes; Pristidae. The record is from RefSeq and is a predicted model, not a curated record. Bases 114 to 1379 code for a protein of 421 amino acids. Gene Ontology annotation, molecular function: clathrin-cargo adaptor activity. Gene Ontology annotation, cellular component: clathrin-coated vesicle; clathrin adaptor complex. The transcript is spliced from 12 exons. Gene Ontology annotation, biological process: intracellular protein transport; vesicle-mediated transport.